This is a messenger RNA of Camellia sinensis, 1634 nucleotides long. RefSeq names its product dnaJ protein homolog. Lineage: Eukaryota; Viridiplantae; Streptophyta; Magnoliopsida; Ericales; Theaceae. Gene Ontology annotation, molecular function: Hsp70 protein binding; ATP binding. The record is from RefSeq and is a predicted model, not a curated record. Gene Ontology annotation, biological process: response to heat; protein folding.
UCCGUUGCGAUUCUUGUGUCUUUCUGAGCUGUUUCUCUUGAACUCCCUGGAAAUUACAUAUAUUCAUACACGCAUUCAAGUACAUAUAUUCAUACACGCAUUCAAGUCUCAAUUGUACAUAGAAUUUGGGAACUAGGGUUUUGAUCAGAAGAGAUUGAAGAAGAAGAAGAUGUUUGGGAGGGCACCGAAGAAGAGUGAUAAUAGCAAGUACUAUGAGGUAUUAGGGGUGUCGAAGAACGCCACUCAGGAUGAUCUCAAAAAGGCCUAUCGUAAAGCCGCCAUCAAGAACCAUCCUGAUAAGGGUGGUGACCCAGAGAAGUUUAAGGAGCUUGCUCAAGCUUAUGAGGUGCUGAGUGACCCUGAGAAGCGUGAGAUCUACGAUCAGUAUGGUGAGGAUGCACUCAAGGAAGGAAUGGGCGGUGGCGGCGGCAUGCAUGAUCCAUUUGACAUCUUCCAAUCCUUCUUUGGUGGAGGUGGCGGUAGCAGCAGAGGACGAAGGCAGAGGAGGGGAGAAGAUGUAGUCCAUCCCUUGAAGGUCUCUCUUGAGGACUUGUACAGUGGAAUCUCUAAAAAGCUUUCCCUAUCUCGAAAUGUCCUUUGCUCAAAGUGCAAUGGGAAAGGUUCAAAAUCUGGUGCUUCAAUGAAAUGUUCUAGCUGUCAAGGGACUGGAAUGAAGGUCUCGAUUAGGCAGCUCGGUCCCUCAAUGAUUCAGCAGAUGCAGCAUCCUUGUAAUGAAUGCAAGGGAACUGGAGAGACUAUCAAUGAUAAAGAUCGUUGCCCUCAGUGCAAAGGUGAGAAGGUUGUUCAGGAGAAGAAGGUGCUGGAAGUCAUUGUGGAGAAGGGCAUGCAAAAUGGCCAGAAGAUUACAUUCCCAGGGGAGGCUGAUGAAGCGCCCGAUACAGUUACCGGGGAUAUAGUAUUUGUUCUGCAGCAAAAGGAACAUCCGAAGUUCAAGAGAAAGGGCGAUGACCUUUUUGUUGAACACACCUUGUCAUUGACGGAGGCUCUAUGUGGCUUCCAGUUCAUAUUGACUCAUUUGGAUGGUAGGCAGCUCCUUAUUAAAUCGAACCCCGGGGAAGUCAUCAAGCCAGAUCAAUUCAAGGCAAUCUACGAAGAGGGUAUGCCGAUGUACCGGAGGCCAUUCAUGAAGGGGAAGUUGUAUAUCCAUUUCACCGUGGAAUUCCCAGACUCUCUGAGCCCAGAGCAGGUUAAGGCUCUGGAGGCGGUAUUGCCACCGAAGCCAUUGACAGAAAUGACAGAUAUGGAACUCGACGAGUGUGAGGAGACGACUUUGCAUGAUGUCAACAUUGAAGAGGAGAUGCGGAGAAAGCAGAUGCAUGAGGCAUAUGAUGAGGACGAGGAUAUGCAUGGCGGCGGUGGAGCUCAGAGAGUGCAGUGUGCCCAGCAGUGAGUAUGAUUUUUGAACAUUUUCGUCGUUAAACGAAGAUGAUUGCAGGACUAGUUAAGUAACAAUUAGUCUGUACUGGUGGCUUGAAACCUCAAAACUGUGUAUGUUGUUUGAUUUCCUGGGCAGGUAUAUCAUGUUUUCUCUGGGAAAACAUUUUGUUAUAAAAAUGUGAACUUCGUUUUUUGUGAACUUCAUUGGCUCUUUUAUUUGUUCUUCAUUUUCUUGA